AUGAAUGGCGGUGCAGAGUUGCCUCAUCGAUCCUCGUCACCGCUGAAGAGAAGGGCGUCAAGUAUGAACCCAGACACCGCGCCGACCGAGAAUGGCAUCAUGGAUGUCGAUGGCUCUGAACAUGGCCGAGACGUGUUGGAGGCGUCCUCGAGGCAGUUUUCACGUGCCAUGAGCGUCGACAACCCCGAUGCAUCCGGGCAAGAAGAACCUUGCAUGGCUCAACCUCAACCUCCGUUGCUGGAACAGAUCAAAAUCAUCGAAAUGCUUCUAAAAGCAUUCGCCGAGGCCCCGGUUCGAGAAGGCACCGUGGCGUAUUUAGUAUCGCGAACAUGGGUUGACAAGGCCCUCGCGUUGCGGGGCGGCUCCAAAUCUGCCUCAGCAGUUGCUGCUGAAGAUGUAUCCUUGGGACCGGUUGAUAAUUCGGAUAUCGUGCUAGAGGUGAUUCAGGAUUCCAGCGCCAAGCCGUUUGUGCGCCUAUUACCCGGCCUAGGUCUCGAACACUUUGAACUGUUCCCGGAGGAUGCUUGGAACUUGGUCAUGGACUGGUACGGCAUAAAAGAAGGCCAAAGCCCCAUCGUUCGUACGGCCGUCAACACGGCCGAUAGCAAGCACGUAACCCCCAAUAUCCUGUUCGAAUUUCACCCGCCAGUCUUCUACAUUCACCGGGCAUGGUCGGACAUCAGCCCCAUACCCAUCGAACAGUCUCUCAAGGCCAAGAAUCCACCGCCUCUGGUGGUGGCAAGGAGCUCGGCAGCGCAUGCGCAAACUUUCCUAAAGGAGAUAAAGACCCUUGCUGGAAUCAGCCUGGAGCGCAAGGUGCGGCUUUUUACAGUCCCACCCACGGUGACGAUGCUAGAGAAUGAUGCUUCGUCGGCGCCCACGCCGCCCGACUCUCCCGGAGGGGCUCCAGGGAGAAGUGCCGGACGAUUUAUCUGGCCUACCAUGCUGGUGGAUAGAGCUUCCAUUGCGCAAGUUCGCGACACCAAAAUUUCGGUGCCUCUCGCUGACCACACCACAAACGACAAGUUCAACGGCCAGACGGCUUUGCGGCAUUACGACUUGACAACCGACCAGACUUUAAUCCUAGAUGAGGCCAUUGGAAACGCCUACGUUAGCAACUAUUCGCGUCGAGUAAGGAAGGUCGUCUCCUCCCGCUUAGCUGUUAGCUCAGUGUCUUCUAAAUCCAACACCAACAGUAACCGAAGUAGCCCAGCUCGUGAAGGUCCCAUGACACGAGGCCAAGCGCAGAAGAAAAGGCUUGGAAAAAGCGCUGGCGUUGUCGGCCUGCACAAUCUCGGAAACACCUGCUACAUGAACUCUGCACUACAGUGCGUGCGCAGCGUUGAAGAGCUGACCAAGUACUUCCUGACCGAGUCGUAUUUUGACGAGAUCAACAAGGCAAAUGUGCUCGGAUUCGAAGGUAGAGUUGCCAUUGCCUAUGGGAGCCUUUUGCGGGAAAUCUAUGCUGAAGGUCGAGGCUCCGUUAGCCCGCGAGACUUCAAGGCGACUGUUGGCCGCUGCCGUCCCACCUUUUCGGGAUGGAGUCAGCAGGAUUCUCAGGAAUUCCUGGGUUUCUUGCUGGAUGCCCUUCAGGAGGACUUGAGCAGGAUCAAGAAGAAGCCAUACAUUGAAAAGCCCGACUCCACCGACGACAUGAUCAACAACCCAGCAGCCAUCAGAGAGAUGGCGGAGAAGGUCUGGGACAUCACUUGCCGCAGAGACGAUUCCGUCAUUGCUGAUCUCUUCACUGGCCUGUACAAAUCGACACUGAAGUGCCCCGAAUGCGGCAAGAUUAGCAUUACUUUUGAUCCCUUCAACAACUUGACUCUUCCACUACCGCUAGAAAACAUGUGGUCAAAAGCUGUCAAAUUCUUCCCACUCAACGACUCCCCUGUCAAGAUUGAGGUCGAAUUGUCAAAGCACAGCUCGAUCGAGUCCCUCAAGCAGUUCAUUUCGGAUCGAACCGGUGUACCCGUUGAUCGAUUGAUGGGCGCCGAGGAGUUCAAGGAUAGGUUUUUCAAGAUCUACGACAACAACCAGGAUGUCUCGGAGGAGAUUCAGUCCUCAGACACUCCAACAAUUCACGAGCUAGAGGCGGUUCCAACAAACUGGCCGAGCAAAAACCCCCGGAUGAAGCCUCGUUCCAUGUUGGACAUCGAUACUCCUCCCGAAUCGUCGGAGUGGAGCGAAGAGGAGUGCGAUACUAUGGUGGUUCCAGUUCUCCAUCGAAGACCAGAGAUGGGCGCCCGAGGGCCAGAAGGCGUCUCCCCUCCUCAUUUCAUCACACUGACCAGAGAAGAAGCCUCAAGCUACGGGUCGAUCCAACGCAAAGUGUUGCAAAAAGUCGCUACGUUUUCUACAUGGUCCAAGUUCAGAGACGAUUUCAAUCCCGACACGUGUGAUGGGGCUGACGGAGACGUAGUUGUUACCGCUUCCUCAGAUGCCGACUCGUCUGGGGACAGUAAAGUUGCUGCCAAUUCGGUAGAGGGUGAAGACGAUAUGGUUGAUAUAACCAUGAAGGACGCAACCGACGGGACCUACAAAAGAAAUACCAACGCUGCUUCACAGUCCAAGAUACUCCGUCAUUUCAACACGGUCGCGCCGAAAUGGGCCCAUCCUGGCACUUUUCUGAAUGCGGACCUGCAAAACCUGUUUGAACUUUGCUACUUUAGGAACGAUUCAGACGGCCCCGUUCCAACUGGUUGGUCUAGUGUCGAUAACACCAGAAGCCUUCCCAAGCUCUCUGACCGCAUACGCGAACCCAGCCUGAAAGACGGCGAUCAGCCCAGUCCCGAAAGUUGGAACAGUGCGGGCUCCGGCAAUGAUGAAAGUGCUGGAGAGGAAUACGAAGCAGCACCGGAAUCCACCGCGACGCGUAUGGUGGAGGAGUCCAGCGGUGAAGACACGCCGCCAACAGUCAAGUUCAAUGGCCGGCCUGGCAAACACAACGCCAAAUUCGGUCCUGGGGGUCACAAGAAGCUCAAGGGACAUAGAACCUACGGGAAGAAGGGCAACAAGAAGCGUGACAAGCAUGGCCGGGGAAGCAAACUCGGCCAACGAGCCAACGCAAUCGCUCCCCAGCCUAUGCCUCCCGCAAUCGCCGACGGUGGCCCCCUGAUUCGACUUUUUGAAGGCAUCGUAGUCGACUGGAGCGAGGAGGCUUGGGACGCUGUGUUUGGGAACAACAGCAGGAGACCAAACGCUUCGCAAGGAAGCAGAACAUUUAUUGACGUGGACACCCUGCAGGACCCUGAUCUGAAGAUGACGCAACGCCGGCGAGCCACGCGCCGUACUCGCGGCAUCACGUUGGAGGAAUGCCUCGACGAGUUUGAGCGUGCAGAAAUUCUAUCGGAGCAGGAUAUGUGGUAUUGCCCUCGAUGCAAAGAGCACCGGCGGGCGAGCAAAAAAUUCGAUUUGUGGAAGACGCCGGACAUUCUGGUAGCACACCUCAAGCGGUUUAGCAGCUCCGGUUGGCGUCGCGACAAGCUUGAUGCCCUCGUGGACUUUCCCAUAGAAGGCCUGGACCUUACGUCCAGGGUUAUACAAAAGGAGGAGGGGAAGGCGGAGAUUUAUGACCUGAUUGCCGUGGACGACCACUUUGGCGGCCUCGGCGGAGGCCACUACACAGGAUACGCCAAGAAUUUUGUAGACGGACGAUGGUACAAUUACAAUGACUCGACUGCCCAUGUGGUUUCCAAUCCUGCAGCGGUCGUCACCAACGCGGCAUACUUGCUCUUCUACCGUCGCAGGAGCAGCGAGCCGUUGGGGGGGCCUCGGUUCAAGGAAAUCAUGGCAAAAUUCGACAAUGAAGACUCGGAUCAUGACGCGACCGAGUCCAGCGAGGACGGCGCCACGGGUCGAUCAGGCAAGACAGCCCCAAGCCUUUUGACGGGAACUGAUGACGACGAGCUCCUCCCGGGAUACGGCGGCAACACGGUUCGUCGAAGCAUCGAGGACGAGGGACCCGGACCCCACCAGCGAGUCGGGGCCAGGUCAUUGGACAUGACGCAGGCAUGGAGCUUCAGCAGCCUGGACCGCCAGCCCGGCAUGGACGCCGCCGAAGCAGAUUAUCCGAGCGAUGACGCGCAGUUUGAUUCCUCGGGAGAUGAUGGCGGUCAAGCACUGUCCGAGAAGGACGCGGAGAUGGCGUCGACGGGGCCCUUUGAGGAUAACGCGUCGUGGGACAACCAAGAUGUCAUGGCCGUGCCAGCCGACGGAACAAGGGAAGGGAGCUUGGACGAAGUAGCUGAGAUUCACCUGGAAGGAGAUAGGGCUUGA
This is a messenger RNA of Ustilaginoidea virens, 4278 nucleotides long. RefSeq lists its product as uncharacterized. Gene Ontology annotation, molecular function: cysteine-type deubiquitinase activity. The transcript has 4 exons. Gene Ontology annotation, biological process: protein deubiquitination. The record is from RefSeq and is a predicted model, not a curated record. Bases 1 to 4278 code for a protein of 1425 amino acids. Lineage: Eukaryota; Fungi; Ascomycota; Sordariomycetes; Hypocreales; Clavicipitaceae.